AUGUCCGAAGAAAAUAUUCCCAAAACGCAGACAGCUGCACUAGUCCGGAGGCAAGGCGGACCGGUAGAAUUUGACGACAAUUACCCUGUCACUCUCCCUGGAAGUGAUGAGAUCCUGGUCAAGGUCCUGUACACCGGGGUCUGUCAAAGUGAUCUCCACACCAAAGCCGGUACUGCAACCGGUGCAGACGGGAAACCGAUCACGAACAUCAAGCUGCCGCAUGUGGGCGGCCACGAAGGCGUUGGUCGCGUCGUCAAAUUCGGCCCAAAUCUGUCACCAACCGAGAAACUCAAGUUGGGCACUCUAGUUGGGAUCCGUUUUCUUUCGCGGGUCUGCCACGAAUGCGAGUACUGCACCUCUGGACGGGAUCAGCACUGCGGCAAUGCAACAAAUCACCUGCACCACGAAGACGGCAGUUUCCAACAGUACUGCGUGCUCGACACCAAGUUCUUGACGGAGCUGCCACAGGAUAUUGAUCCCAAGGUCGUGGGUCCUGCUCUCUGCGCGGGCGUCACGGCUUACAAGGCUGUGACAAACGCGAAUCUCAAGAAGGGCGAAUACCUCACAGUAAUUGGUGCAGGAGGCGGCCUCGGCCACUUCGCAGUGCAAUACGGCCUGGCCCUGGGUAUGAACGUACUUGGCGUCGAUGCCGGCGCAGAAAAGCAGAAGUUUGUCGAAUCCCUCGGUGCGCGAUUUGUCGACUUUUCGACGUGCAAGGACCUGGCUGGUGAGGUCAGGAGCAUCACAGGUGGCGGCUCACAUGCUGUUGUGGUCACGAGCGGCCACCCUCUUGCUUUCAGAGGUUUGGCCGAUAUGGCCAGGAUUGGUGGAAGUAUUUCCCUGGUGGGGAUACCACCAGGGGACGUGCAUCUGGACGCGCCAGUGGCGGGUAUCGUGAUCAAAGGACUCAAGAUCCAGGGAAAUCUGGUCGGGUCACUGAAGGAGACACUAGAAGCGGUUGAAUUUGUGCGAAAGGGCCAAGUGAAGCCGCACGUUAAGGUUCGACCUUUCAGGGACCUGCCAGAAGUGUAUGAGCUGCUGGAAAAGGGCGACGUUUCGGGGAGAAUUGUGUUGGAGCUGUAG
Messenger RNA from Cladophialophora yegresii CBS 114405, 1083 nucleotides. Its product is annotated as alcohol dehydrogenase. Lineage: Eukaryota; Fungi; Ascomycota; Eurotiomycetes; Chaetothyriales; Herpotrichiellaceae. Bases 1 to 1083 code for a protein of 360 amino acids. The transcript is spliced from 4 exons. Gene Ontology annotation, molecular function: oxidoreductase activity. The record is from RefSeq and is a predicted model, not a curated record.